CCCGGGCGGUGUCCGGGCGGUCCCGGUGAGUCACGGUGCCCCCCCGCUCCCUCCGCGCCCCCCGGUCCGGCCCGCCCCCGCCGUGCCUAUCCCGGGCCGGACCGCGCCCCGGCACUGCCCGCACCGCCACCGGCACCGAGCACCGAGCACCGAGCCCCGCGCGGAUUUUGGCAGCCCCAGGCAGGAUGCCGUCGCAGCUGGAGCACGCCAUGGAGACGCUGAUGUUCACCUUCCACAAGUACGCGGGGGACAAGGAGCACCUGGCCAAGGAGGACCUCAGGGCGCUCAUGGACAAGGAGUUCCCGGGGUUCCUCGAGAACCAGCGGGACCCCAACGCCCUGGACCGCAUCCUGCGCGACGUCGAGCAGAGCCGCGAUGGCCGCGUUGGCUUCCAGGGCUUCUUCUCGCUGGUGGCCGGGCUCACCAUCGCCUGCAACGACUACUUCGUGCAGCACAUGAAGCAGCGCGGCCGCCGCUGAGACCCCCACCCAUGGGUGCCCCCCACCCACCCGGGGGUGUCACCCCAAACCCGCCUUGGAUCCUCCCUUAACCCUAAAUGUGUGCCCUGAUCCCCCUUUGGGGUUCUGAUCUCUCCCCACUAAGGUCCUGAACCCCUCCUGAGGGGCUGAGACCCCCCCAGGGGGAUUGAGACCCUCAGCCCCACCCAUGGGUGCUCCCCACCCACCCGGGGGUGUCACCCCAAACCCGCCUUGGGUCCUCCCUUGACCCUAAAUGUGUGCCCUGAUCCCCCUUUGGGGUCCUGACCCUUUCCCUCUGAGGGUCCUGAGCCCACCCGGGGGUCCUGACCCCCCCCCAUUGCAAGCUAAGACCCCCUCUGGGGGGAUUGGGGUGCCCCCCACCCAUGGGUGCCCCCACCCGCCCAGGGGUGCCACCCCAAACCCACCCUGGAUCCUGUCCCGACCCUAAAUGUGUGCCCUGACCCUGAUUUGGGGUCCUGACCCCCCCACCAUGGGUGCCCCCCCACCCCUGGGUGCCCCCAGCCCCCCCCCGGGUCCUGUUGGGACCCUUCAGUGUCACCCCCUCCCCACCAUGGGUGCCCCCCACCCUGGGGUGCUGCCCUGACCCCCC
This is a messenger RNA of Camarhynchus parvulus, 1089 nucleotides long. RefSeq names its product S100 calcium binding protein A10 (gene S100A10). The transcript is spliced from 3 exons. The record is from RefSeq and is a predicted model, not a curated record. Bases 186 to 479 code for a protein of 97 amino acids. NCBI's taxonomy places the organism in Eukaryota, Metazoa, Chordata, Aves, Passeriformes, Thraupidae. Gene Ontology annotation, cellular component: cytoplasm.